AUGGUUUUCACCAGCGAUGACGAGAAACACAUCUCGCCGCCGUCAACAUCACACCACACAGUGGAAGAUUUUGGCCCUGACGACAGUUUGCAAUUGAGCGCUACCCGACUGCUACUGAGGACGCUGACCAGGUACGCUGUCAACGAGAUAUAUGGCGAAAAGGACGAAAACCGCCUCCACAUGCGGCGUACCAAGACCAGAGAGACAAUACUAUCGAAUUUGGAGGAUCGCGCUAACGCUGUGGCCAAUCUACCCGCUGAUGGUGAUCUUGACGAUGCCCAAAAGCAGAUUGAGCAGCGUUACCAAAAUACCUACGAAAACAGAUUGCCGGAGGAUGGCGAGGAGUUCGCCGACUGCGACCCCGAGCUUGUCACAUGGGACGGCGACGAUGAUCCCAAAAACCCGCGGAAUUGGUCGAAAUUCCAAAAGUGUUUGCAGACGUUUUUUGUCGCUGCGUAUACGUUUAUCUCGCCAAUGUCAUCAACGAUGCCCUCUCCCGCCAUUCACCGCAUUGCCCCACACAUGGGGUUGGACUCAGACUUUCUCCAAUCGUUUUCCGUUUCGUUCAUGGUGCUUGCGUGGGCGUUGGGCCCCUUGUUAAUUGCCCCACUUUCGGAAUCACCACGAAUUGGCCGUGCGCCAGUGCUCCAAGUAUCGAUUUGGAUCGCAUUUGCAUUUAACAUGGGUUGCGCAUGGGCUCCCAACGCUGCAGCAUUCUGCAUCUUUCGCUUCCUCGGGGGCUUAGGUGGGUGCUCUCCACUUAACGUCGGAGCCGGUUGUCUUGCCGACUACUGGGCCGAUACCGAAAGAAGUGUCGCCAUCGGGGUGUACUCUUUGGCGCCGUCAUUGGGACCAGUGCUUGCUCCCGUGAUUUCAUCAUUCAUUACUGACUACGCCGAUGACUACCGGUGGGUUUUCUGGGUAUUAUGCAUUUUAAACUUCGCCGUAGCCGUGGUUGGUGCUUUCUUUCUCAAGGAGUCGUAUGCUCCCAAGAUUUUGGGUGACAAAGCAAGAAAGCUUAGAAAAGAAACUGGCAACGAACACUACCGUACCAUCUACGAAAUGUCGGAAGUGACAGGCCAGUACAAGUGGGAAAAGUGGGUUGACAAUUUGACGAGACCGAUUAUCCUUUUGACAACGAACAUCUUAGUGUUGUUGCUCGGGUUGUUCAUGCUGCUCGUGUAUGGUCUCAUGUACUUAAUGAUCGUUACGUUCCCCGGCGUGUUCCAAGGCACCUAUGGUUGGCGUAUCGCAAAUUCGGGGUUGGCAUACUUGUCUAUGGGGGUUGGGUUCAUAAUAGGAGUGGUAUUUUGGACAUGGGCGGUCAAUAAAAUAUACUCGCAUAAGACCACUCAAAACGGUGGCGUGGGUAAAGCCGAGUACCGCUUGCCAUGUCUUAUCGCAGCUGGCAUUGGCGUUCCCGUGGGCCAAAUCUGGUAUGGAUUCUCAGCUGCUCACCAUGUGCAUUGGAUUAUGCCCAUGAUUGGCGCCGCCAUUUUCGGGUUUUUCCUUCAAGCUGUGUUCUUAUCUGUUCAACAAUUUUUGAUCCAAAUGAAUAACAGAUAUGCUGCACUGUCUAUUGCGGCUGCUGCAGUUUUUCGCUCUUUAUUCGGCUUUGCAUUCCCGUUAUUCGCAAAAGAUAUGUACAAAGGUUUAGGUUAUGAUUGGGGAUCAUUUCUUUUUGCCAUGAUUUGUUUAGCGGCGGGCGUGCCGUUCCCGCUUUACGUUCUCUUCCGAGGAGAAAAACUCGUUGAGAUGUCAAAUAGACGUAUGGAUAGAAGGCAAGCGAAGAAGGAUGCGAAAUACCUUGAGAGAGCAAGAAGAAAGGGCUUGAUUAGCGACGAGGAGUACACCUCUUCAUCGAACGGAAAAACAUAA
Molecule: messenger RNA, 1878 nt
Organism: Diutina rugosa
Lineage: Eukaryota; Fungi; Ascomycota; Pichiomycetes; Serinales; Debaryomycetaceae
Product: MFS transporter
Exons: 1
Coding region: 1-1878 (625 amino acids)
Biological process (GO): transmembrane transport
Molecular function (GO): transmembrane transporter activity
Source: RefSeq, a predicted model, not a curated record